AUGCUGUACCUCGUGGGACUUGGUCUCUCCGACGAGACCGACAUCACGGUCAAAGGUCUAGAGGUCGUCAGGAAGGCGUCCAGGGUGUAUUUGGAAGCCUACACCAGCAUCUUGCUUGUAGACCAAUCUGUGCUUGAGGACUACUAUGGCCGGUCAAUAACAAUCGCCGACCGUGAAAUGGUCGAAUCAAACAGCGACGAGAUGCUGCGCAGCGCCCAAAACGAAGACGUCGCCUUCCUUGUCGUCGGCGAUCCAUUUGGCGCGACGACACACACCGACCUAGUUAUUCGAGCUCGCGAAUUGUCUGUCCCUGUGCGGACUGUACCUAACGCGUCCAUCUUGUCCGGCAUCGGCGCUUGCGGCCUUCAGCUAUAUAAUUUUGGACAAACAGUUUCCAUGGUAUUCUUUACCGAGUCGUGGAAGCCUGCCUCGUUUUACGACCGCAUCAAAGAGAAUCGUGCCAUUGGUUUACAUACGUUGGUCUUGCUGGAUAUCAAAGUCAAAGAGCAGAGUCUGGAGAACAUGGCUAGGGGGAGAUUGGUCUAUGAACCCCCGAGAUACAUGACGGUUGGACAAUGCGCGAAACAGAUGAUUGAGAUCGAGGACGAGAAGAGGGAGGCUGCAUAUACCCGCGAUAGUUUGGCCGUUGGGGCGGCACGAGUGGGCGGGAAGACAGAACAGUUCGUUGCUGGGACGUUGGAGGAGCUCUGUUCGACUGACGAUCUGCUUGGUCCUCCUCUGCAUAGUUUGGUUUUGCUGGGAAGGCGAACGCACCAUCUGGAACUCGACUACGUCCGUGAAUUCGCUGUAGAUAAGGAGAAGUGGGAUAGGAUUUGGAAGGAGGACUACGGAAAACAACUCUGA
Metarhizium album ARSEF 1941 is the source of this 864-nucleotide messenger RNA. Its product is annotated as diphthine synthase. The record is from RefSeq and is a predicted model, not a curated record. Gene Ontology annotation, biological process: protein histidyl modification to diphthamide. The coding region runs from base 1 to 864 and encodes 287 amino acids. Lineage: Eukaryota; Fungi; Ascomycota; Sordariomycetes; Hypocreales; Clavicipitaceae. Gene Ontology annotation, molecular function: diphthine synthase activity. The transcript is spliced from 3 exons.